Closterium sp. NIES-67 is the source of this 209-nucleotide messenger RNA. The record is from the annotation of a GenBank genome assembly. NCBI's taxonomy places the organism in Eukaryota, Viridiplantae, Streptophyta, Zygnematophyceae, Desmidiales, Closteriaceae.
UUCAGGUGAGAAAUUGCUUCGUUCUUUCAUCAGCCCAAUACAGGACGAUUGGGAUGAAUUGUUGCCAGUAGUGGACUUUGCAGUUAACAAUUCUGCACACGAGAGCACCCAUGAGAAACCCUUUGUCUUGAAUUGUGGUUGGCAUCCCACAACCCUUGUGAUGUACGGGAUUCAGAGUAUGAAAAUCCCUGCCGCAAAGGGCUUUCUUG